Pecten maximus is the source of this 1877-nucleotide messenger RNA. Its product is annotated as DNA-dependent protein kinase catalytic subunit-like. The record is from RefSeq and is a predicted model, not a curated record. NCBI's taxonomy places the organism in Eukaryota, Metazoa, Mollusca, Bivalvia, Pectinida, Pectinidae. The transcript has 15 exons. Bases 1 to 1542 code for a protein of 513 amino acids.
AUGGCGGCAAGCCUUCUGGAGAACAAACUGCGGUCUCUCCACAAGUGCUUGACAGCCGGCGAUUCCUCGUCACUGGAGGAAAGCGAUGGAAUCAUUUCAGACAUCAGUCAAUUGUGCCUUCAUGAAAUCGACGAUAAAGAAAUUGAUCUCUGUUGUUCAGCUUUAUUUGACAAAGACAAGGGGAUCGUGACAUUCCUGACCAAGACAGUCAGCAAAGAUGAGUUCCUUGGAUGUAAACAAAAGCUGCUGGAGCUGCUAUCUGGAUUUAUACAGAAGAUAGAGAAGAAAAUUCUGCCUUACACAGUGGACAUCAAGGAUGUGUGUGUCUCCCUUUUUUUCCGUGACCGAUUUGCCAAAGUCAAGAAUGGAGCUGUCCCUGUUUUGGCUAAGUUGUUGGAGCUGACGGCUGGAACAAACAUUGGGAAAGACCUCAACAUCCCAAAACUAAUAGAAAAAUUUUUCAUGGAACUCACUAAAGGAUCUAAGGUGUCAUCCACAGUGAAGGAGAAUAUAUUUGUGUUGCUGGGUGUAGUAGCUGAGGUGUACCCAGAACAUAUGACUAGCUAUGCGGAGAGAUUCAUAGGGUUGUGUGUUACAUCACUGAAGGCCGAGAUGACUGCUAAAUCUAGGAAGGCAGAAUUGUCGAUCAUAGCGGGCAGUUUAUCUGGUCUGACAUCCUGUCUCGUCAACUUUACCCAAUCUGCUGAGGAAAGGUCUCAACAGUCCUAUGACAUAUUUAAAUAUGCUCGGAUGGCCAUAGACCCCAAGGUGGAUUACACCCGUUACCAGGUGCCAAGUGCUGGUUUGAAGUUGUUUACAAAGCAUGCUGCACAGUUCAGCCUGUAUCUCAUAGAGGACUACCAGGGAAUGUAUGAUAAGUUGCGUUACUGGAGCCGCCAUCACAACCGUGAUAUGUUACACCUGGGGCUGUCUGCCAUAGAGGCUUUCUUGGGACAGAUAUCGGAGAUGUUGGUGACGAGAGCUGAGGAAGGUCAUAAGGAGGGAGCUGUCUUCAAGUUCUUCAUACAGGAGUUUCGAACAUUGAUGAACAAUACAUCGGCAAGUGCCAAGGAGGUAUCGCUUGCCAUACGAGGCUAUGGUCUACUGGCUGCUCCAUGCAAGACAUUUCUGAAGCAAGCAGACGUACAGUUCAUGUUUAGUGAGAUGAUGUCCAAAAGUGAACAGCAAUUUCUCAGUCAAGAUGAAAACCUGGAGGAGAGGAUGUUUAAUUUGCCUAGCUAUCUAGAAGCCCUUGGUAACAUCAUCAAACAGCUUGACGAGAUUUCAGAGACUUAUGCCAUAUCUCUGGAGCGCCUGUUGGUACUGUUGAUUGAGAAGCUUCCCUCCCUCCCACAGACACACUCCUUCAUCUGUCUCAAGUCCAUACUAUGGCUGCUCCUGGCUGUGAUGCCCAAGGGCACGACAUUCCAGCAAAUAAUGUCUGGUGUGGUAUUCCAGGGCCUGAUCAGGACCUGCUCCCACCCCCCUGUCAUUAGUAUUCCAGGGCCUGAUCAGGACCUGCUUCCACCCCCCUGUCAUUAGUAUUCCAGGGCCUGAUCAGGACCUGCUCCCACCCCCCUGUCAUUAGUAUUCCAGGGCCUGAUCAGGACCUGCUCCCACCCCCCUGUCAUUAGAAUUCCAGGGCCUGAUCAGGACCUUCUCCCACCCCCCCUGUCAUUAGUAUUCCAGGGCCUGAUCAGGACCUGCUCUCAUCCCCCUGUCAUUAGUAUUCCAGGGCCUGAUCAGGACCUGCUCCCACCCCCCUGUCAUUAGUAUUCCAGGGCCUGAUCAGGACCUUCUCCCACCCCCCUGUCAUUAGUAUUCCAGGGCCUGAUCAGGACCUGCUCUCAUCCCCCUGUCAUUAGUAUUCCAGGGCC